AGUGUCCAAGCACCUGCCGCUCUCCUGCGCAUCCCUCUAUGAGAACCGGACAUUUACGCAUUGUUGCUGGUACAUCGGACCCACACACACACACACACACACACAUGGUGCCUCCUGUGGAAUCACACCCUUCCUCUCGCGCCCUCCUGCACUAAGUUUCAGCAGUGUCGGGAUGAUCAGCAGGCGCGUGCGUGUGCUCCGGAGUGCUCAGUGAAGGCGCGCCUUAUCGCUCGCGCACCAGCAGAUGGACUAAUCUUUCAUUACUCUUCCUUCCUGGUGUUUUCUCCCUUUUCUUCAUCAGUUUCAUCACAAUGGCUUUAUUUCAGUUUUCUUUUGCACUCUGUGCACUAUCAGUGUGGGCUGUGGAGCUGGAUCCUACUCUGCAUGUGGACAUCCUGAAGGAGCUGAAUGUAGGAGAGUCAUUUACUGGAGUUUCCCCAGUGCAGGGCUUUCACAAUAACACCACUGCGUUUCUGUUUAAAGGGACGAGGAGGAGUGUGCGCGCCUCAGCGGGGGUCGCAGAGAGAAUUCUGCAGAAACUCAGAGGCAGACUGGAGAUCACCCUACUGCUGACACUCAAACAAGAUAAAUUCAACUCGGGUGUCUUGCUGUCUAUCCAUCAUGGACAACAAAGGUAUCUGGAGCUGGAGAGCAACGGGCAGCACAGUGAAAUCCGUCUGCACUACCGUUUGGCAGAAGAGCAGAACCGCACAGAGGUCUUCCCCUACAACCUUGCAGAUGCUCGCUGGCACAGAGUGGCCCUGACACUCAGCACUACUCAGCUGGUGCUUUAUGUAGACUGCAGCAGAAUUUAUGAAAGGAUUAUCGAAACACCAUCUAUGGACAUUCCCGCAGGCACGACCUUGUGGCUCGGGCAAAGAAACAACGUUCAUGGCUUCUUUAAGGGUGUGAUGCAGGAGGCUCGGUUGGUGUUCAUGCCUCAAGGAUACAUCUCACAGUGUCCUGAUCUCAACCGCACUUGUCCAACCUGCAACGAUUUCCAUGGCCUGGUGCAAAAAAUCAUGGAGCUGCAGGACAUUUUGGCCAAAACAUCUGGAAAGCUCGCCCGUGCAGAAGAAAGAAUGAAGACGCUGGACGGAUGUUACUGUGAGAGGACCUGCACACUUAACGGCGAGAUCUAUAGAGACGAAGAUGUCUGGAUAGACGGAUGCAAGAACUGCACAUGUUUGAACGGCAGCGUUGAGUGCGAGAGCAUCUUCUGUCCUGCACCUCAGUGUUCUCCGGAUACAGCGCCAGCCUACAUCCCUGGAGCGUGCUGUAAAGAGUGUCAGCCUGUAUGUGUUUUCAGGGGAAGGGUGUAUGUGGAAGGGGAACGGAAGAGCGUGCGAGACUCUGCAGGAAACUGUCUGCUCUAUGAGUGCAGGGACCGUAAGAUGCGAAGAGUUGAAAGCAACGCUUGUCCAGAGCUCAACUGCCCUGAGUCAGAGCAAAUAACCCUCACAGAUCGCUGCUGCAAAGUGUGUCAAGGACAUGAUUUCUGCGCGGAUGGUUACAGCAGCAGCUGUGUGGAGAACUCGGAGUGUGUGAAUCUGGAGGCAGGAGCCUGCUGCAGCUGUAAAGACGGCUACCGGGCAGUGAGGGAUGACAGUGCGUACUGCCAAGAUAUUGAUGAGUGUGCAGAGGGGAAACACUACUGCAGGGAGAACACCGUGUGUUUGAACACGCCAGGGUCAUUCAUGUGUGUGUGUAACGACGGCUAUAUCCGGAUAGAUGACUAUUCCUGCACUGAGCAUAACGAGUGUUUAAGUGGACUACACAGCUGCGAUGAGAACGCACUCUGCUUUAAUACAGUGGGAGGACACAGCUGCACCUGCAAGCCAGGGUACCUGGGUAAUGGCACCGUCUGUAGAGCACAGUGUGAUGGAUUAUGCCAUAACGGAGGCUCCUGUGUGGCUCCAGACAUAUGCGUCUGCCAACAAGGCUUCACUGGGAAGAAAUGUGAAACAGACAUUGACGAGUGUUUGAACGGCUUCGUGGAGUGUGACAGUCGAGCCACGUGUGUGAACCUUCCAGGCUGGUAUCACUGCGAAUGCCGCGAUGGUUACCAUGAUAACGGAAUGUUUCUAUCAAACGGGGAGUCUUGUGAAGACAUUGAUGAAUGUGAGACAGGGAGGCACAGCUGUCCUAACGACACAGUGUGCUUUAACAUGGACGGAGGUUAUGACUGCAGGUGUCCUCAUGGGAAGAACUGCACAGGCGACUGUUUUCAUGAUGGGAAGGUGAAACACAAUAGGCAGAUUUGGGUGCUGGAUGAGGACAGGUGUGCCGUCUGCUCCUGUCAGUCUGGCUUGGUGAUGUGUAGGAGGAUGGUGUGUGACUGCGGGAACCCGACAGUGGACAUCUCCUGCUGUCCAGAGUGCGACCCUCGUCUCAGCUCGCAGUGCGUGCUCUACAAUGGCCUCCUGACUUACAACAGCGGUGACACUUGGGUGGAGAAGUGCCAGCAGUGCCAGUGCAUACAUGGCGAGGUGGACUGCUGGCCGAUGCCCUGUACUCCGCUGACUGACUGUGAAUUUGUAGCGGUGCCAGAGGGAGAAUGCUGCCCUCGUUGCAUAUCGGACCCAUGCCAGGCAGACACGUUGUACAAUGACAUCACUAAAACAUGCGUGGAUGAAUACGGUGCAACACGCUUAGGCGGCUCUACCUGGAAUAAACAUGGCACUGAGUGCUCUAUCUGCCAGUGCAAGAACGGGCAUGUCUGUUGCUCUGUGGAUCCUCUGUGCCUCUAGUGCCAUUCAAAAAGCAACUGUCUAUCUCACUGCCCUUUUCUUGUUUUCUAUCCCCUUGAUUUUUCCCCUCUCUCUCUCUCUCUCUCUCUCUAUCAAUGAUCCUUGCUUCCUCUAUAUCUCUCUUUUUCGGUCACUCUGCUCCUGCCUGUAUGUACACCUUCAGGUUUUUCUUCCUACUGUCUCACGUGUACUGCAUCAAACAGACAUGACAUAAAGUUGCAAGAUUCAUCUAUCGAUCACAGUAUUGGAAUCACGUGUUUCAGAAUCAACCUGCAGUGUGAACAGCUUGUGCUUUUGAUACUCAGAUUUAUUCACUUCGACUACAAGACACUACACAGAGAUUCCUGAUGCAUGAAGGGAAAGGCUUUAAUUGUAACGAUCAAAAUCCAGACGUCCAUGCAUUCCAUUGUAAAAUAGCCACGUUCAUCAAUCCAUGGGCAUGACUCAAUCCAUUAGCCAUUCUCUGCCAAUGCAGUAUUGCUAAUUUCCAUUUCUAAGAAGACAAAAAAAUUACAGGCUUGCUUGAUUUUUGGCUUUUUCUUAAACUUAACACCUACAUUUUUAUGUUAAACGUUGUAUUUUUGUUAAAGGUUUACUGAGGUUUAAAUUAUUCAAUGGCUUGCUAUUGUGUAAUAGUGAAAUAAAGAUUUCCAUUUAAAAAAAAGG
This is a messenger RNA of Clarias gariepinus (North African catfish), 3416 nucleotides long. It is a transcript of the gene nell2b, whose product is annotated as neural EGFL like 2b. The record is from RefSeq and is a predicted model, not a curated record. Gene Ontology annotation, molecular function: protein binding; calcium ion binding. Bases 312 to 2750 code for a protein of 812 amino acids. The transcript has 20 exons. Lineage: Eukaryota; Metazoa; Chordata; Actinopteri; Siluriformes; Clariidae.